Molecule: messenger RNA, 855 nt
Organism: Selaginella moellendorffii
Lineage: Eukaryota; Viridiplantae; Streptophyta; Lycopodiopsida; Selaginellales; Selaginellaceae
Exons: 2
Coding region: 194-595 (133 amino acids)
Source: RefSeq, a predicted model, not a curated record
AGAUCUUGUGGGAUUGCAGAAUCCUAUUUGAUGAGCACACAAACACAAACAACAGGAGAAACUCUGCCACUAGGAAGAGGAAAGAGGUUUUGAUAUCAGAUCUUUCGAGUGGAAUUUUGUUCAAACGCUCCUCUGUCAUUGACUAUACAUUGGCUUUACACCAAAAAAGAGCGGAUCAGCAACACCAACUUUGAUGUUUCCAUUGUGCGGUUCUUUCCUAGUCAACAAAGGAGAGCAUGAAACGACGGAAGGCCGACUCUUGCCUUAUGAUGUUGGCUGUUUGGACACUGGUCCGAUUGAGGAGGAAGAUUUGGAGCUGGAUGAAACUGGCCAUCCAAACAUGGAUAUUGUCGUUCUUCUUGAGAAAGUGCCACAGGUGAGGAAGCAUUUUUCAUUGUUGUUGCCCCUGGAGCGAGCGGAAGUUGGGAGGAUCCAGCGUCUCAUUCCAGGGAUGAGAUCACCAAGAGAAAUCUCGAUCUCAUACAGGAUCACCAGGUCCAGGCUCAUAUCCUCUCCUCGAGCCGGCAGAUCAGCGAUUUCAUCGCAAAAUCACGUUUUCCUCAUGUACGGGGCGCGAGCUUGGGCGAGUGUCUGAUGGAAUUGCGCAGCAUGUCAUACGCAAACGGGAGAAGUCCACGAGUCGCGCGACAGCAAUGACGUGGCGUCGUACGAAUUUGUGGAUCUUGUUCCACGCUCCGUUGGCCUGUUCGAUGCGGCUCCUCGGCGCAGCCAUGUUUCGUGGGACCUCGUGAUCAAGACGUACGCGCAAAAUGGGGGGGACACACUCGCGGCGUCGCGCCUGAUGGCGAAUCAUCAAUCCAAAGUAACGCAUAUUCACAGAGAGCAGCUGUACCA